Molecule: messenger RNA, 2374 nt
Organism: Xenopus tropicalis (tropical clawed frog)
Lineage: Eukaryota; Metazoa; Chordata; Amphibia; Anura; Pipidae
Gene: glb1
Product: galactosidase beta 1
Exons: 16
Coding region: 173-2113 (646 amino acids)
Biological process (GO): carbohydrate metabolic process
Molecular function (GO): hydrolase activity, hydrolyzing O-glycosyl compounds; beta-galactosidase activity
Source: RefSeq, a predicted model, not a curated record
AGAGACUGGGUCGCAAGCUGCUCUCAGACUUCCGCAAUGUACUUGGGAUCGAUGCGUCACGUGACCGUGGCGUCAGUGGAACGCACUAUCAGCUGAUGCUACCGAUAGUCAUGAGACAAGGAUCCCGGAAAAGUUCGCUGUCAGUGUGUUUGCAUGACAAGAAGUAGAUGACAUGAUGUGGCUGCGGACUUUUUUGCGCAUUUUUCUAUUGAUGGUUCCAUAUGGCUCAGUCAGCACAACAUCCUCAAGAACAUUUGAGAUAGAUUUUGAACACAAUUGUUUUCGGAAAGAUGGGCAACCUUUUCGUUACAUAUCUGGAAGUAUUCAUUAUUCUAGAGUUCCACAGUAUUACUGGAAAGACCGCCUACUGAAAAUGAAGAUGGCAGGAUUAGAUGCUAUUUACACUUAUGUACCAUGGAAUUUUCAUGAGACAAAGCCGGGAGUUUACAACUUUUCUGGAGAUCAUGAUAUUGAGUCAUUCUUGAAACUUGCUAAUGAAAUUGGGCUGCUGGUGAUCCUGAGAGCAGGUCCUUACAUAUGUGCAGAAUGGGACAUGGGAGGUUUGCCUGCAUGGCUUUUAGCAAAAGAAUCAAUUGUUCUUCGAAGUUCUGAUCCAGAUUACCUUCAAGCUGUGGAUAAUUGGAUGGGAGUGUUUCUGCCCAAGAUGAAACCUUUGUUGUACCACAAUGGAGGCCCAAUUAUAAGUGUCCAGGUUGAAAAUGAGUAUGGCAGCUAUUUUACUUGUGAUUACAAUUAUCUUCGACAUCUAUUGCAACUUUUCCGUCAUCACUUAGGGGAUGAGGUGGUUUUAUUCACAACUGAUGGUUCUGGGCUACAGUAUGUGAGGUGUGGGACAAUUCAAGGCCUAUAUACAACAGUAGAUUUUGGACCAGGUUCCAAUGUUACUGAAACAUUUUCAGUUCAGAGGUAUUGUGAACCAAAAGGACCAUUGGUUAACUCAGAAUUCUACACUGGAUGGCUGGAUCACUGGGGUGAACCACACUCUGUAGUAGCAACAGAGAUGGUAACCAAGUCACUGGAUCAAAUCUUGGCUCAUGGAGCAAACGUUAACAUGUAUAUGUUUAUAGGAGGCACUAAUUUUGGAUACUGGAAUGGUGCCAACACACCAUAUGCACCACAGCCUACCAGUUAUGAUUAUGAUGCCCCUUUAUCUGAAGCUGGGGAUUUGACUGAUAAGUAUUUUGCAGUCAGAGAAGUUAUAAAAAAGUAUAAACAGAUACCAGAGGGUCCUAUUCCACCAACAACCCCAAAAUAUGCAUAUGGUGAAAUUAAAAUGGAAAAGGUGAAAACAGUCACUGAGGCUUUGGAUAUAUUGGCCUCACAUGGAGCAAUACAGGGUACUUAUCCUUUAACAUUUGAUCAGAUGAAACAGUAUUUUGGCUUUGUGCUGUACAGAACAACAUUACCAAUAAAUUGCAGUAAUCCAACAACAUUGACUGCAUUAUCUAAUGGAGUGCGGGACCGUGCUUACGUUACAGUUAAUGGGGUUCCACAAGGUGUUCUUGAAAGAGAUAAGCAGACAGCUAUAAAUGUAACUGGAGUGGCGGGAGCAGAACUGGACUUGCUGGUGGAAAGUAUGGGCAGGGUUAAUUUUGGAAGAUACAAUAAUGAUUUUAAGGGCUUGCUUACCAAUGUAACCCUCAAUGGAGAACUGCUUGUGAACUGGACAAUGUACCCUCUAGACAUAGAUAGUGCUGUUAAUGGUGGGCUUUUGUCCACCAUUCAUAUUCCAUAUGCAUCUGCCUUUUCAGCUCCAAUGUUUUACAAAGGAAGCCUAAUUAUUCCCACUGGAAUUCCAGAUUUACCCCAGGAUACCUUUAUUCAGUUCCCAGGAUGGACAAAGGGACAAAUUUGGAUCAAUGGAUUUAACCUGGGACGGUACUGGCCAGUGAGAGGUCCUCAAGUUACUUUGUAUGUUCCAAGAAGCAUUUUAACAACAACUCUAGUAAACAACAUUACAGUGCUAGAACUAGAAAAUUCCCCUUGCAACAGUGGGAAAUGUGUUGUGGAGUUUGUGGAUAAGCCAGUUCUUAAUAAAGUAAAACAAAUAGUUGAUGAACACAAGUUCAGCAAAGAAAAAUUUCUCAAAUGAAAUGAAAUAAAGAACUAUCGGCCUAAGCCUUAUCAUUUCAUAAUAGAAAUACAGGGCUACAGACACUGAAUCCAAUUACUUAUACAAGUAUAUAGACACUUGGGGGAUAAUAAACAUCUAAAGAUAGAAUUCAGUGUCUGUGGUUUGCCUCUGGUGAAUGUAUAUAAUCUAAUCAUUUUGUAAUUAUGUAACGAAUCUUGAAAAAAAAUCUGAAUGCCUUUAAUUCAUGAUGUUUGAAAUAAAAGUAAUGUAUAAACUAAA